CGGUUAUUACGUCGAGCAUCCAUUCCAUCAGAAACUGUGUUGAAACGCUAGCACGAGAUGUCAGAGAAGAAACAAACAGUGGACUUGGGGCUGUUGGAGGAGGAUGAUGAAUUUGAAGAAUUCCCAGCAGAGGACUGGACAGGCCUGGAUGAAGAUGAGGAUGCUCAUGUUUGGGAAGAUAACUGGGAUGAUGACAAUGUAGAAGAUGACUUUUCUAAUCAGCUGAGAGCGGAGCUUGAAAAACACGGAUACAAGAUGGAAACCUCUUAAUGGUGGAUCAACAGAUUUUUCCACAUUUGUAUAUUGUCAGCUUGUUCUGUCAAUAGAAAAUGUGAUUUCUCUUAUUACUUCUGUAAGAAGCCCAUCGUUGUAAAACGGGUCAGUUGAAACUGAUAUCAAUGUUUUUUUCCCCCUCUCUUAUAUGCAACCUGUGUUAAUAAUUGUGAUAAUAAAGAAAUGUUUUCCCUA
Molecule: messenger RNA, 468 nt
Organism: Pimephales promelas (fathead minnow)
Lineage: Eukaryota; Metazoa; Chordata; Actinopteri; Cypriniformes; Leuciscidae
Gene: sem1
Product: SEM1 26S proteasome subunit
Biological process (GO): proteasome assembly; mRNA export from nucleus; double-strand break repair via homologous recombination
Cellular component (GO): proteasome regulatory particle, lid subcomplex; proteasome complex
Source: RefSeq, a predicted model, not a curated record